AUGUAUGUGUCGGAGGCCAAAUGGGGUUUGGAUUCCGUGGGGAAGACAACACUGCUGUACCGACUCAAACUUGGGGAAUUUAACCUUGUCAUACCUACUAUAGGAUUCAAUGUUGAAAGCAUUCAAUACAAAGAUAUAAACUUCACUGCCUGGGAUAUAGGCAGUCGAGACAAAAUGAGGCCACUGUUCCGCCAUUACUACAAGGGAACGGAGGCCGUCGUCAUAGUGAUUGACAGUCAUGACAAGGAACGACUGGAUGAACUGAACCAUGACGUCAUCAAACCAGCACUUCAGGCAGAGGAACUUUCCAGUGCAUGUUUUCUCUUCCUGGCCAACAAGUGCGACAUUGAGCCACACAUGACGUCCGAGGAAAUUCAAGAUCGUCUCGGACUACGACAGCUCAAACAUGCCUGGAAUCUUUUCCACGUAAGUGCCUUAAGAGGGGACGGAUUGACUGAGGCUUUAGACUGGUUGGCAUUUCAACUUGGAUCCGAAGAAAUCCGGAGAAGUGUCACUCCAGAUAGUGAGGACAAAGUGGACAGAACCUUGAAUGAUCUCCCAUAUUGUAGUCGGGCUUACACCGCUAUUAAAUGUUUCUUUUUUAGGCCGAGUCGACAAGACAAAGUGGAGGAUGGACGAUGAAGUGUCUACAAUGAUUUCCCUUGCUUCAUUCGUAAAUCCGUUUUAUAUGCCAUAAAAGUGACCAUGUGACAUCAAAGAGGAUUGUGAUUGGUGGAUGAAUUUGGAAGUGAAUUUUGAUGUAACUUCUAAAGUUAUAUAAAUAUGAUUGAUAAACAUGAUGUUUUCAUUGUCAGCAAUGGUGAUGCUCGUUUUACAGAUAAAAAUAGUAUAUUUUACACCAACUAUUAUUGAGGGGAGAUAACUCUGUUUUAUGUAAAUGUUGGCGAGAGAAUAUUUCUGAUUUUCAUCGGUUGUUUACAUUGAUAUGUAUUUCAUUAAUAUAGAUCAUUUCAUUUCGUUUUAUUAUAUUUAUUUUGUAAGAUAUUCUUUGUGUUUAAUAUAGAUGACCAUGUAGUCAGCAAACAGAGAUUGUCACUAAGUAUGGACGAUAAAAAUAAGUAGAUGUUCACAUAAUACAGAUGUUCACCCAAUAGAAAAACAGGAGUCCACACAGUAGAAAGUCAGGUGUCCACACAAUAGAAAAACAGGUGUACAUACAAUAGAAAAACAGGUGUACAUACAAUAGAAAAACAGGUAUCCACACAAUAGAAAAACAGGCGUCCACACAAUAGAAAAACAGGUGUUCACCCAACAGAUUAAAAAGGUCUACACUCAACAGAAAAAUAUGUUCAUUACACCUGCACUGUAGUAGUGGUCAGUUUCAUUACCAAAUGCUGGUGGUGGUCACUAUACACAAGGGACCACCUAACACAUGAGGUUGUAAAGUACAGAAUACAUCAAAACACAUGGUCACUGUAAACAGGUUACAGUUAAACAUAGAUGGCAGCUAUACACAUGUUACAGCUAAACACAUGUAUAGCUGUACACAGGCAGUCACUAUGCACAGGUGGUCACUAUACACAGGUGGUCACUACACAAGUUACAGGUAAACACAGGUGGUCACUAUACACAUGUUACAGCUAAACACGUGUAACUGUAAACAGGCAGUCACUAUACACAGGUGGUCACUAUACACAAGUUACAGGUAAACACAGGUGGUCACUAUACACAAGUUACAGGUAAACACAGGUGGUCGCUAUACACAGGUUGUCACUCUACACAAGUUACAGGUAAACACAGGUGGUCACUGUACACAGGUAGCCACUACACAUGUUAAAGGUAAACACAGGUGAUCACUAUACACAGGUGGUCACUCUACACAAGUUACAGGUAAACACAGGUAGUCACUACACAAGUUACAGGUAAACACAGGUGAUCACUCUACACAAGUUACAGGUAAACACAGGUGGUCACUAUACACAGGUAGUCACUACACAAGUUACAGGUAAACACUGGUGGUCACUAUACACAGGUGGUCACUAUACACAAGUUACAGGUAAACACACAGAUUAUUCUGAAUACCACUAAAAUAUACAGUCACUACAUUCAUUUAAUAAUUCAAUAAAAAAUCAGGUCACUUCAUUUAAAAAAGUGGUCAAUAUACUGAACAUUGCAUAAUCUUGGAAUAAAUAAGGUGUUGUCUCCCUUUAUAUGUUGGACUAGAAUUCAAAGAGCAAAGUCAUUCUUGAAAGUGUCUCAUCCUUAUACAAAUGGUUCAGAGAUGGGUGUGUGAAUGUGCUGGGUCAGUCCAGGAAGAUCACAAAAAAGGUUGAAAAUAUGAGAAAUCUGAAAGUUAAAGAUUGAAUUAGUGAAAAAGUGUUUGUUGAACAAAUUCAAGUAUUGAUAUGCUUCAGAGGAUAUAAGUUAUUUAUUGAAAUAAAAUCAUACAUUAGUUUGACGACUUAGUGAAGUAAGAUUCUACUAAACCCUUUGAUAUCGAGUGAAAAUUAUCACACUAUAAUCUUCUACUAAAAGCCUUUUGA
Molecule: messenger RNA, 2504 nt
Organism: Ylistrum balloti
Lineage: Eukaryota; Metazoa; Mollusca; Bivalvia; Pectinida; Pectinidae
Product: ADP-ribosylation factor 3-like
Exons: 5
Coding region: 1-642 (213 amino acids)
Biological process (GO): vesicle-mediated transport; intracellular protein transport
Cellular component (GO): cytoplasm
Molecular function (GO): GTPase activity; GTP binding
Source: RefSeq, a predicted model, not a curated record